Molecule: messenger RNA, 2259 nt
Organism: Histoplasma mississippiense
Lineage: Eukaryota; Fungi; Ascomycota; Eurotiomycetes; Onygenales; Ajellomycetaceae
Exons: 7
Coding region: 1-2259 (752 amino acids)
Biological process (GO): chloride ion homeostasis; chloride transmembrane transport; potassium ion homeostasis
Cellular component (GO): membrane
Molecular function (GO): potassium:chloride symporter activity
Source: RefSeq, a predicted model, not a curated record
AUGGAGGACCACGAAAUAGACCUACCUUUGCUGCUCGAACAGCUGAUGGUGCAGGUUUUGGGUUUGGUAUGGAAAGCCAACAAAUCGAUGAUCACACUGAAACCCGAUCUGCUGCUCCAGAUCGUCCAUACUCACCCUUCACGUCAACCUCUCCUCAGGCAACCGGUGUUCGAAGGUUUACAAGCAGUUUUCUCGGGAAGUCUCAUGAUGGAGGCAGGGAAGCAGACAUGGAGCAGCAAAGAACCCCAGGCGUGGUUUUGGAAGGAGAAGGCUGAACAGAGAUCUGGCACAUCAGAUGACUCCGAAAAGCUAGGCACCUUUUCAGGUGUCUUUGUUCCCACCACCUUGAAUGUGCUGAGUAUUCUUAUGUUUCUUCGGUUUGGGUUCAUUCUGGGACAAGCUGGAGUUCUGGGUACAUUGGGAAUGCUUGCCGCCUCUUACCUAAUAAAUCUCCUUACAACCAUGUCUAUUUCAGCUAUCGCAACAAACGGAACCGUCCGUGGAGGUGGUGCCUACUAUCUUAUAUCUAGGUCCCUCGGCCCGGAGUUCGGUGGCUCAAUUGGAAUUGUGUUUUAUAUCGGAUUCGUCCUCAACACUGGAAUGAAUGCAGUUGGCUUGGUCAACUGUCUGAUUCAAAGCUUUGGAUCCGUAUCCGGCAAAUGGUCUCAGUUUUUGCUAGAAGGAUUUGGCUGGACCUAUCUCUGGGCCACUAUCGUCAUGACUCUCUGUACGGGAAUUUGUCUCGCGGGGAGCUCUAUAUUCUCACGCGCUAGCAAUGGUCUCCUUGUUAUUUUGCUUGUGUCAACCUUCAGCAUUCCGUUCUCUGCGCUCAUGAUGGAACCAUUCAAAAAUGAAACCCUGGGAAUUGAAUUUACUGGGCUAAGCUCAAAAACAUUCCUGGAUAAUCUUUUCCCAAGGCUUACAAAAGGUGCCGCUGGGAGUCAAAUACAUGGCAGGGUGACCUUUCAGGAUUUGUUUGGUAUCCUAUUCCCUGCAACUGGGGGUAUAUUCGCGUACGAAUACUUUUAUUACCACGCUUUUCUGAUCCCCAGAAAAUCCCUCUAUAACGAUGUCAAUAUCAUCCAAGACACUAAUGUCUCCGGUGUCCUUAUUCUUCUUGGGGAGUUUGCGACCUCUUUUUUUUCAUCCUUAAUGGGGGUCAUUGGCUCUGCAAAAUUACUUCAGGCCAUAGCCCGAGACACCCUUAUCCCAGGAUUGACCGUCUUUGGCCAAGGCACAGCGAAAUAUGAUGAACCCACUAAUGCUAUCGUCUUCACAUUCGUGGUCGCCCAAAUUACGAUGCUUUUUGACAUCAACCAGAUCGCAUCAUUCAUCACAAUGACCUAUCUCAUGACAUUUUUAAAAGGCGGCCUAUUCGUUCUCGGGCACGUUAUAGUCGCGGAUAACUUUGCCAGCGCGGUCCCAGAUGCCCGCCGAGAGCAAACCUCGUGGACUAAAUUUAUCGAAUUUUCUAAAGUCAAGGCGUUUAUCAACAUAUCGAUUGCUCCUAGCAAGGAGUGGGGCAUUAGGAAUAUUGUUCUGAACUCAGGUCUAGGAGGAAUGAGGCCCAAUAUUGUCGUAAUCGAUGAAUUUCGCAAGAUUGAGUGGGUUUCAGAGACGCCCUUUGCAUCUGGUUUGAGAUUCAAUUCCAACUUAAAACCCAUAGCCCCCCAGAACGGCAAUGAAGAUCCCGAUUCUUUGGAUGGCAGAACCGAACCUUGCAGAUAUGACCAUAAAAUGAGUGUUCAGAGCUAUUUAACCGUACUGGAGGACCUGUUGUUCAAAUUACGGAUCAAUGUGGCUGUGGCUAAGGGCUUUGACCAACUUGAGCUACCCGCGAGUGGCAAAAAUACAAAGAAAUACAUCGAUUUAUGGCCUAUCCAGAUGUCUGCGGAAAUAACGGCGGACGGCGCGAGUAAACAAAACAUUCUGACAACCAACUUCGAUACAUAUACUCUAAUUUUACAGCUCGGAUGCAUUUUGAACACAGUAUCUUCCUGGAAAAAGUCAUACCGUCUUCGUGUGGCGGUAUUUGUGGAAUACGAAAGCGAUGUUGAAGAGGAGCGCAGAAGAGUGACAACAUUGCUUGAGAAACUUCGAAUCGAAGCGGAGGUCCUUGUCUUUUGGCUUGCUAGCGGAUGUCCGCCUACUCCGAACCGAAUGGGCCGGUCAACAGAGAGGAGGCAAAGUGGGACAACGGGUGUCGCAUCCCGGAACAACACCACAAUGGCCAACCUCUUCGUUCCAGCGUGGACGUAA